UGAUUUAAACUCUAUUUGGUUUCUUCAUCUACUUUUCAGCACUUUCAGACCAUGCUGAAGUCUAAACUGAAUGUCCUCACCCUGAAGAAGGAGCCUCUCCCAGCAGUCAUCUUCCAUGAGCCGGAGGCCAUCGAGCUGUGCACCACCACGCCGCUGAUGAAGACUCGGACCCACAGUGGCUGCAAGGUUACCUAUCUGGGUAAAGUUUCUACCACAGGCAUGCAGUUUUUGUCUGGCUGUACAGAAAAGCCAGUCAUUGAGCUCUGGAAGAAGCACACACUAGCCCGAGAAGACGUCUUCCCAGCCAAUGCUCUCCUGGAAAUCCGCCCCUUCCAAGUGUGGCUCCAUCACCUCGACCACAAAGGUGAGGCCACUGUCCACAUGGAUACAUUUCAGGUGGCCCGUAUUGCCUACUGCACAGCCGACCACACCGUGAGCCCCAACAUCUUCGCCUGGGUGUACAGGGAGAUUAACGAUGACCUAUCAUACCAGAUGGACUGCCACGCUGUCGAGUGUGAGAGCAAGCUCGAGGCCAAGAAGCUGGCCCAUGCCAUGAUGGAGGCCUUCAAGAAGACUUUCCAUAGUAUGAAGAGUGAUGGCCGGAUCCACAGGAACAGCUCCUCCAAAGAGGUGUCCCAGGAAUUGGAAUCUGAUGAUGGCUGAAUGAACUUAAGGUGCUUCAGUGGAGGCAGCAUUGGUCAAGGAAUUCAAGAUGAUAGAUGAGUAAUCAAUCAAUGAUUCAAAUUUGUGAUGAAAAGACUGCCAAACCCUUGGCUGACGCUUUUUAAAUACAGAAGAGCAAUUCUAAAUCUAAAGAAAUGUAUCAUUAAUUACGUUGCAUUGAAACCUGCUGCUGCUGUGACUGUGAGGAGGGUGGGCUUGUGGAUGGGGAGGAAGGUUCUAGAUGCUCUUCUUCUUUUUUUCCUUAUUUCCCAGUGUCUCCUUGUGGGAAAUCUCCAUGCCUACUUUCACCAUGCUCAGGCAAAUACUCUAUGGCUGCCAUUUGAUGAAUUGCUCCAAUUUGCCUUAUGAAACCCAGCAAGAAUGUUAGAUGCA
Orycteropus afer afer is the source of this 1056-nucleotide messenger RNA. It is a transcript of the gene PID1, whose product is annotated as phosphotyrosine interaction domain containing 1. Lineage: Eukaryota; Metazoa; Chordata; Mammalia; Tubulidentata; Orycteropodidae. Gene Ontology annotation, cellular component: cytoplasm. Gene Ontology annotation, biological process: negative regulation of D-glucose import across plasma membrane; negative regulation of insulin receptor signaling pathway; regulation of reactive oxygen species metabolic process. The record is from RefSeq and is a predicted model, not a curated record.